Messenger RNA from Perognathus longimembris pacificus (Pacific pocket mouse), 1690 nucleotides. It is a transcript of the gene Ier2, whose product is annotated as immediate early response 2. The record is from RefSeq and is a predicted model, not a curated record. The transcript has a single exon. NCBI's taxonomy places the organism in Eukaryota, Metazoa, Chordata, Mammalia, Rodentia, Heteromyidae. The coding region runs from base 101 to 775 and encodes 224 amino acids.
CGCCCCGCCGCUAGUCUGGUCCGGUGUUUGCCGUGUAUCGUCCGCUUACCUGGGAUCUCUGCCUCGGAGAACUCUCGCUGCCCUCGACGGUCUGUCAGCCAUGGAAGUGCAGAAGGAGGCCCAGCGCAUCAUGACCCUGUCGGUGUGGAAGAUGUACCACUCGCGCCUCCAGCGCGGGGGCCUGCGCCUGCACCGCAGCCUGCAGCUGUCGCUGGUCAUGCGCAGCGCUCGGGAGCUCUACCUCUCAGCCAAGGUGGACGUGCCUGAGCCCGAGUUCUUCCCGAGUCCCGCCGACUCCCUGGAUCCCCGCCUGCGCCCCUCGCCGCGGGAAGCCGAAGCCCCGGCGGAAGCUGCGCCCCCCGACGGCGAGCCGCCCUCCCCUGAGCCCAUGGACACGCAGGAAGAGACGCCCCGAGCUGCGGAGACCCCGGUCCGCUGCGACCCUCGCCCCGCCAGAGUAAGCCGCAAGAGGCGAAGCAGCAGCUUGAGCGACUGCGGGGACGCCGGGCUGGUCCCCAGCAAGAAGGCGCGUCUGGAGGAGGAGGAGAAGGAAGCGGCGGCGUCGGAGGUCCCCGAUCGUCUGCAGUCGGCUCCCGCUCAAGCGGAGGGUGCCUUCCCCAACCUGGCUCGCGUCCUCCAGAGGCGGUUCUCCGGCCUCCUGAACUGCAGCCCCGCGAGCCCGCCUUCGGCGCCGCCCGCGUGCGAGGCUCUGCCGGCCUGCCGCCCGGCAGACAACAUGCUCAACGUGCUGGUGCGCACCGUCGUGGCCUUCUGAGGACCGGACCGCCGCUGCCGGAGCCCAGAGCGCGCGCCGAGCCGUCGGACGGCCCGAGCGCGCAGAAGCGCGGAUGCCCCUGGGAGCCGUGGAGAGGAGCCGCCGCCCGGGCUGGCGAGGAUCGUGCCCCGCCAGAGGGACUCAGCCCCGGGGGAGCCGUCGCUGUUGACGCGUAGCGGCGGCCCCGAGGAGCCAGGGGAGCGCAGGCGCCUUCCGCCGAGAGCGGCGCUGUCCUACAGGUGCUGUGUUCAGGGAUCCGGGCGUGGGCCUCGCCCUCCGCGCUACGGAGGGGGGCGGCCGCGUCCUUUCAUCUGCUCAGGAUCGGACUUUAUUAUUUCAUUAAAACCUCGGGCCGAACUUGCCCUAGCCCGGAGCCUCGAGGGUUCCGGGCACUCCCGGUCCCCCCUCCAGUGGCAUGCUUGUGCAAGCGGUCUUCGUUGCGUCACGGGGCCGGCGGGGCCCGCCCUGGGGACCGGGAAGUGACUGGUCACCGCGCCCCGGGGGCCCAGCGGACCGCGUUUCUCUUCCUCCGCUGGUGCGGGAGGCAGGGGGUGAAGCUGUUCCUAGGUCCCGCGUGACCCGACCGGAGCCCGGGGAAGGAGGGGACUGGACUGGUGGCCGGCGGGACCCGGUCGACUUGGGGAGGGUGGAAAAGGGGUGGGUGGGGGGCGUCGGGCCCCGAUCGGUGCUGACUCCCGUGGGCCUGGCGUUUGGUUAGCAAUGUCGCCUAGGAAAAUAAAAGCGGUUUGGAUAAAACACGUCCGUUGUCUGCCUGACUUCCCCGGCGGGGGGGGAGGGGUGACUCGCUGGGGCCCCUGGAACCGGUCCGACCGGCCACCACGUGGGUGGAACGAGGCCGGCCCCCUCUUCUCCACCCCAGACUUAAGUGUGGGUGGCGUUGAGCCUUUACCCCCC